Molecule: messenger RNA, 1384 nt
Organism: Zychaea mexicana
Lineage: Eukaryota; Fungi; Mucoromycota; Mucoromycetes; Mucorales; Lichtheimiaceae
Product: isocitrate dehydrogenase, NAD-dependent
Exons: 8
Coding region: 54-1205 (383 amino acids)
Biological process (GO): tricarboxylic acid cycle; isocitrate metabolic process
Cellular component (GO): mitochondrion
Molecular function (GO): magnesium ion binding; NAD binding; isocitrate dehydrogenase (NAD+) activity
Source: RefSeq, a predicted model, not a curated record
UCCUCUUUCCUUUUCCAUAAAUCUGCAUUCAAUAAAAAAAAUAAGUAUAAAAAAUGCUGAAAUUUGCUCGCGGUACUCCUUUGCGCAGCAACGUGGUUGCUAAGGCCAUGACGACGCGGACUUUGGCUACCACGAACGCCGCUUUAAAGAAUGCUAGAGAACCCUCACUCGGCCAACGAGCUAGAGAGGUUAGAGAUAAAACCAAACAUACUGUCACUCUAGUUCCUGGUGACGGCGUUGGCAAGGAACUCUCCGAGGCUGUCAAGGCUGUCUUUGCUGCAUCUAAUGCACCUGUUGAGUGGGAGCAGUUUGACUUGUCGGGUCACGUUACUACGGGCGACACGCUUAUGAAAGAUACACUUGAAUCGCUUCGUCGCAACAAAGUCGGUCUUAAAGGUACCCUUUACACGCCUGUUUCAAAGCUGGGCCACGUGUCUUUCAACGUAUCUAUGCGCAAGGAUCUCGAUAUUUAUGGAUCGAUAUCUUUGAUCAGAAACAUCCCCGGUAUCCCUUCAAGAUUUAAAGAUGUGGAUCUUGCCAUCAUCCGGGAGAAUACCGAGGGCGAGUAUUCCGGUCUUGAGCAUCAGUCGUUUCCUGGCGUUGUCGAGUCGCUCAAGAUCGUCACUCGAGCCAAGACAGAACGAAUUGCACGCUUUGCUUUUGACUUUGCCCUGAGAAACAACCGCAAAAAGGUCACAUGUAUCCACAAGGCCAACAUCAUGAAAUUGGGUGAUGGAUUGUUCUUGGAGACUUGCCGCAACGUUGCCAAGGAGUAUGCUGGUUCUGGUAUCACUCUCAAUGACAUGAUCGUCGACAAUGCAUCUAUGCAACUUGUCUCGCGACCCCAACAAUUUGACGUGAUGGUAAUGCCCAACUUGUACGGAAGUAUUCUCUCAAACGUUGGCGCUGGAUUGGUGGGCGGACCUGGUAUUAUACCUGGUGGCAACUUUGGCAGAGAGUACGCUGUAUUUGAACCGGGCUGCCGCCAUGUAGGCGCUGAUAUCAGUGGCAGCAAUGUGGCCAAUCCGACCGCCAUGAUAUUAAGCUCUGUGAUGAUGCUGCGCCACAUAGGCCUAGAUGAACAUGCUAAUCGUAUCUCUACCGCAGUAUAUCGUACUAUCGAAAGCGGAAAGGCUAGAACUCGGGAUAUGGGAGGGAACAGCAGCACAAGUGAAUUCACGGAUGCGGUAAUCAGUGCACUCUGAUAUGGAUGAGCAAGCCCUACAUAUCAUCUGGUCAGCAUAUUAUAGUUUUCUGUAUACAAUGAGCACAAUAAACUCGCUAUUUGGAUAGCAUAAUCUUUCUUGCGAUCUAUCAAUAAUUGCUGUUUGUCACAUUAUUGUUAUCGUUCGGUAGCAAUCUUUAGUCAUCCUCUCUUAUUAUG